UGCUCCUUCAGCUCUUAUCUUUAUAUUCGAGUAAGUUGUUUUGCUCUCGUGGUUUAACAAAAAAAGAACAACAUAAAAAUCUUUGCCCACGAUCGUGCGAUUGAAGAAUUUUAAUGCCCUUUAUUUGUGAUUGUGAAAGCAGUGAUAAUUUUAUAACUUUUUUGUAUGUAGGUAUUACAUGUAGGGCAAUCUGUCUCUAAGUAGGGAUAAACUACUCUAAAAGAAAUGGAUCCUAGGGGCGCCUGGGUGGCUCAGUGGGUUGAGCUUCCGACUUCGGCUCAGGGCAUGAUCUCACGGUUCGUGAGUUCAAGCCCCACAUCGGGCUCUUUGCUGACAGCUCGGAGCCUGGAGCCUGUUUCGGGUUCUGUGUCUCCCUCUCUCUGACCCUCCCCCAUUCAUGCUCUGUCUCUCUGUGUCUCAAAAAUAAACACUAAAAAAAUUUUUUUUAAAGAAAUGGAUCCUAGAUAGUUUUCCCUUCAAGUCAAGGCAUCUUGUUGUUUAAAUAAACUUCUUGUUUAAAAUGAAAAAAAAAAAGAAUUAAGCAAAUACAUGACUCCACCCACUUUGGUGGAGACACUAUGGAAAAUCUAUUGCAUCAAGUAUUCAGAGGAAAGAAUCUAACCAAGACUAUAAGAAAAGUUACCAGAGCAUGUGAGAUUUGUGUCAAAAAUGACCCAAGGUCCAAUCCUAUGCCUUUCCUCUUGAUUAAGCCAUUUGAACAUACAAACACUUACCCUGGGGAAGACUGGCAAAUUGACUUCACUCAAAUGCCACCCUAUCUGGGAUAUAAGUAUCUGUUGGUUUAUGUGAGUACAUUUACAGGGUGGGUAGAGGCCUUCCCUGUAGGAUAGAAAGAGCUUUAGAGGUUUCUAAGACCUUUUUGAAGAGGUGCCUGCGUGGCUCAGUCCGUUAAGUGACUUCAGCUCGGGUCGUGAUCUCACAGUUCGUGAGUUUGAGCCCUGCAUCAGGCUCUCUGCUGUCAGCACAGAGCCUGCUUCAGAUCCUCUGCCUCCCUCUCUCUGCCCCUCCCCAGCUUGCGCUCUCUCUCUCUCUCAAAACUAAACAAAUAUUAAAAAAAAAAAAAAAAAAAAAAGACCUCAUUAAAGGAAGUCAUACCUAGGUUUGGACUUCUCCAGAAUCUGCAAAGUGAUAAUGGCCCCUCUUUUGCUGCUAAAAUAACACAACAAUUAUCAGUAACUCUAGGGAUCUGCUAUCAACUCCAUGCCUCAUGUAGGCCUCAAUCCUCAGGAAAAGUGGACAAAAUGAACCAUAUCCUUAAACGAACUCAGGCAAGACUCUGCCAACGAACUCGUGAAACAUGGUAACAGAUGUUACUGAUGCUUUGCUAAGUGGUUCCAAGGAGGAGUCUUAAAUUGGGCCCCUUUAAAUUAAAAUAUGGAAGACCUUUUCUCACUGCAGCUCUAUGGUUUGCUGAGGAAACCAACCAAAUUUUAAAAUAUAUUAGUAGUCUGGGUAAAGUACUAGUCUCUCCAAAAGCAUGGAAAUAAAAUACUUCUAUAUCCCACUGAAGACAAGCAGUCUGUGCCAAUACUAGCAGGAAGGUACCAUUCAAAACAAGGAAAAGGGGGUCAACUGAAGAUCAGCUCGAACCACGGUGGGAAGGGCCCUGUCAAGUUUGACUCAGCACCCCCACAGCAGUAGAGUCAAACUAUCUCCAGCUGGGUUCACUUGUCCAGAAUCAAACCUAUCUCUCCUGAGUCUUUACAGGAGCCAACUUUGAUACCGCUUCCAAGGGAAGAAGGAGACACAUAUGCCUGUGAGUCUGUCAACGAUUUAAAAUAUCUUUUCAAGAAUAUACCUGCUGCAGUGUCUACCUGAAGCUCCUAGCACCUACCCAUUCCUGAGAACCCGAGGAAGAACCCCAAGUUGCUGCUCUGAAGGACCAAUAAGUAAGGCUCGAUGAAGCUUUUAAAAUCUUUCACUUUUCUGAGUUUACUCUUUCCGUAUCUAGCUCUAGGGAAAUUAAACGGCCCCAAUUUAUUUUUGCAAUGGGCUCAAAACUACGCUGAUAAUUUACAGAAAAGUUCCUGCUGGAUUUGUGGCCUCCUCCCUUUAUCCAGUACCUCAGGCCUCCCUUGGUGGGUUUCUCCUUUGCAAGGCACAGACUGGCAUUACUUAUGCCAAUACAUAGAAGAUAUGGUUUUCAGCCCAAAUACGAGCAUAUAUAGUGACAUCUCUAUCACUAACAGAAAGGUUUCUUAUUGGCCUAUGGUAAAUACCACCUGGAAUUCUCCAGGCCAUGAAAGACCUUUUUCCUACACCCAGACUGCCAAAAUCAUGAAUGAAUAUGCCAACGCUAAUAUUGAAAAUAAACGAGCAUUGUGGGGAACAAUUAAGCCUAACAAUAUGAGAUAUACUGAUGAUGGCUAUUUUCAAGUAUGGGAUGAAUUUAUGUGGCUUACUCCUACCAUAGGUCACUUAAAUCAGAGAGCUCUUUUGUGUUGGGAGCAAAGAAAUCAUACCUAUGAUGCCUGGCCUAACAGUACCCGUGAAUUAGGAUGGCUCUCCCAAAAAGACUGUACCCAUACCAUUGUUUUACAAGCAACUGACUGGUUUGCCACUGACUGGUUCAGACGGCCAAGCAUCAGGUGGUUGGCGCCUAAUGGAACUCAGUGGCUGUGUGGUGCAAAUUUGUGGCCCUGGCUACCUCCUGGAUGGAUAGGGCGCUGUACCCUGGGCUUUCCCUGGAUGCAAGGGAGUUGGCAUAAAGAAAUACCGAAGCCUGCAAAUUAUCCCUAUCUACUUCAUCGCUGGACACGGUCAGUCUUCCACUGGUAUGAUCACCUGUUAAGUAUUUUCGUGCCUCAACUGGGAAUAGAAGACAUAAUAUGGCAUGUAGAGGCCCUCACAAACUAUACCACAAAAGCCCUUAAUGAUUCUAUGCGGGGACUGUCGCUGUUAAAUUCUGAAGUUACAUUAAUGAGAAAGGCAGUAUUACAAAACAGGAUGGCCUUAGACAUACUCACAGCAGCUCAGGGAGGAACCUGUGCUAUCGUUAAAACUGAAUGCUGCGUAUACAUCCCAGAUAGCUCAGCUAACAUAUCCGACGUUUUGGCUGACAUGCGCACCCAAAUUGAAGCAAUGUCUGACGCCUCUGGUUCCCUCAAUGAUUGGAUUUCUUCCUGGUCUAGUGGAGGUAUAUGGGCUUGGUGGAAAAAACUUCUUUUACUAGCAAUAGCAGUAGUUAUGCUAGCGUUUUUUCUCUGCUGUGGGGGCUACUGUUGUUGCAUGCUCUGCAUGAAUAUGUCAGAAAAAUUAUCAGAACGGGUGCUCUUUAGGAGCCAUUUUAUUCCCAGGUUGAAGCCUCACAUACACCUUUGACAAUCCACAACUAGGGGCCCUUCAUUUAAUUGGGAUUUUUAUACCUCCCAGUAGGUAGGGUCUUCGAUCCCUUUCAGCCUGAAGAAGCUACAGAAGACGAGACCUUCACCCUUCAACACCCCUUAAGAAUAAGGAGGAUAAAAAUCCCAUAGCAGGCAAUGAGACAAGGAAACCGAAGGGAUACCAUGAGAAAAAAGUUGGUUUUCUUUUUCAUUUUGCUUUUUUUCGGGCUUCUGUUCUUGCUAGGACCUGCCCUGCCUUAAUGUAUGUCCUCCUUGUAAGGCACAGAGUUAAUGAUUUCUUUGGAGUCUUCUAGCACAAUACAUAACAUCUAAGGAGUGACCAGGCGAGGCCAUUAUGUGCAUAUGCCAGACCACUGUCACUGAAUACCUUGAUGCCAAGACCCCCCCGGCUCCAUGGAAUAAGUGAUUUAUGCUGGUCGCCUAGACCCUGUCUUCGUUCUGACCGGUUUGGGGAUGCCUGAGAAGACAUGUGCACCAGAUCCCAGUCGUCAAUAAAACCCAAGGCCCCAAGCAAAGACUCCCUCUUUUCCUUUCUGAGUCUCGCAGACACUCCGUGUGUAUCUGCUCUCUCUCCCUCCCUUCAAUAAACUCUGCUUUCACCUCCUGCUGGCUUGUGUUUGAUUUCCAUCCUGUGUGAAGCCAGGGACCCUCUUAGCUUAUCCUGUGGGACCCCUUCUGGGUCCUCAGGCCCAGGCUGCCUGCAUUAAUAUGAACUUAUACAUAAAAAAAUCCUGAAGACUCCACCAAACACCACUAGCGCUAACUAAUCAACCAAUUCGGUAAAGUUGCAGGAAACAGAAACCAACACAGAGAAAACAGCUGCAUUUCUAUACACUAGGAACAAAGCAUCCGAAAACAAUAAGGAAAACAAUCCCAUUUACAUUAAUAUCCAAAACAAUAAAAUACUAAAGAAUAAAUUUAACCAAGUGGAUGAAAGAUCUGUACACCGGUAAGAUUUUGAUGAACGAAACUGCAGAAGACACAAAUAAAAAAAUACCCCUAAUUCGUCAGAAGAAAUAACAUUGUUAAAAUGUCCUAUUACCAAAAGCCAUCUACAGAUGCAAUGUCAUCCCUGUCAAAAUUCCAAUGGCAUUUUUUACAGAAAUAGAAAAACCAAUCCUAAAACUUGUAUAGAGACACAAAAGAUCCUGAAUAGCCAAAGCAAUCUUGAGAGAGAACAACAAAGCUGGAGGCAUUACACUUCCUGAUUUCAAACUAUACU
This is a messenger RNA of Acinonyx jubatus (cheetah), 4587 nucleotides long. RefSeq names its product endogenous retrovirus group PABLB member 1 Env polyprotein-like. The transcript has a single exon. The record is from RefSeq and is a predicted model, not a curated record. Bases 1921 to 3342 code for a protein of 473 amino acids. NCBI's taxonomy places the organism in Eukaryota, Metazoa, Chordata, Mammalia, Carnivora, Felidae.